AUGAGUGGCCAUCUUCAAGAACAUCAAGGAACCAAUACAGAGAAGAAACAUUUUGAAUGUUCAGUGUGUGGAAAAAGAUUCAGUCGAAGUAUCAGCCUUCAAUGGCAGCACAGAACCCACACAGGGGAGAAACCUUUUGAAUCCUCAGUGUGUGAAAAGAAAUUCUGUAGGAGUGACCAACUUCAAGACCAUCAAAGAACUCACUCAGGGGAGAAACCUUUUGAGUGCUCAGAGUGUAGAAAGAGAUUCAGUCACAGUAGAUAUCUUAAACGGCACCAAAGAACCCACACAGGGGUCAAACCUUUUGAAUGUUCGGAGUGUGGAAAGAGAUUCAGUCAGAGUAGCCAUCUUCAACAGCACCAAAGAACCCACACAGGGGACAGACCUUUUGAAUGUUCAGAGUGUGGAAAGAGAUUCAGUCAGAGUAGCCAUCUUCAACAGCACCAAAGAACCCACACAGGGGACAGACCUUUUGAAUGUUCAGAGUGUGGGAAGAGAUUCAGUCACAGUUCAAAUCUUCAACAGCACCGCAGAACCCACACAGGGGAAAAACCUUUCAAAUGCUCAGAGUGUGGAAUGGGAUUCAGUCAGCACACCCAUCUUCGACAGCAUCAAAGAACUCACACAGGGGAGAAACCUUUCCAGUGCUCAGAGUGUGGAAUGGGAUUCAGCCGGAACAGCAAUCUUCAACGGCAUCAAAGAACC
Heteronotia binoei (common prickly gecko) is the source of this 705-nucleotide messenger RNA. RefSeq names its product zinc finger protein 883-like. Gene Ontology annotation, biological process: regulation of immune system process; regulation of cytokine production; negative regulation of transcription by RNA polymerase II. NCBI's taxonomy places the organism in Eukaryota, Metazoa, Chordata, Lepidosauria, Squamata, Gekkonidae. The transcript has a single exon. The record is from RefSeq and is a predicted model, not a curated record. The annotation marks the transcript as partial.